AUUUGAUGCAGAAAGAUCUGCUGCCCUGAAAUCAUCCGUGUCUCCGUAAAGGAGGAGCCAGCACGAUGGACGACAACACGCUCAACGGGACGGAGCUCAACGCCAGCGACCCGUACGACUACGACUACGACAGCAGAGAGCUCAACGUCAACGAGACCGACUACGGCCUCACAGCGCUGUGUCCCAUGAGCAACAACAGCAGGGUGGAGUCGGCCGUGCGACCGUACCUCCACCCCCUCAUCUGCGCGCUGGGGCUGGCGGGGAACGGCCUGGUCCUCCUCACCUACGCCUUCUCCCGCCGGCCGCGCUCCCCGACCGACGUGUACCUGCUCAACGUGGCCGUGUCCGACCUGCUCUUCGUGGCGGCGCUGCCCCUCAUCACCUACAACGAGCUGUGGGCGUGGCCCAUGGGCACGGCGGCCUGCAAGCUGCUGCGCGGCGCCUACAGCGUCAACCUGUACAGCUGCAUGCUGCUGCUGGCCUGCGUGGCGGCCGACCGCUACCUCGCCAUCGUCCACGCGCCGCGCCGCCUCCGCCUGCGCUCGCUGCUCUACAGCCGCGCCGUCUGCGGCGCCGUCUGGGUCCUGGCCCUCGCCUGCUCCCUCCCCACCCUCCUCUACCACCAGGCCUACCGGCCCUCCCACAUGACGUGGGUGACGGGGGAGGGCGAGGACGGCGGCGGCGAGGACGGCGAGGACGGCGGCGGCGGGGGCGGCGACCCGGUCUGCUCCCUGCGGUUCUCGGACCCCCGGACGGCCCGUCUCAUGAGGGUCCUGGUGCCCGGCGCCCAGAUGGCCGUGGGCUUCCUCCUGCCGCUGGCGGUGAUGGUGUUCUGCUACGCCCAGGUGGUGGCGCGGCUGCUGCGUGCCCACACCUUCCAGCGGCACCGCGCGGUGCGGGUGGUGCUGGCGGUGGUGGCGGCGUUCCUGGCGUGCCACCUGCCCUACAACGCCGCGCUGCUGUGCCAGACGCUGGGCCUGUUCCGGGAGCAGAGUUGCCGGGAGGCGGAGGUGGAGCAGGUGGUGCUGACGGUGACGGAGAGCCUGGCCUUCCUCCACUGCUGCGUCAACCCGCUGCUCUACGCCUUCCUGGGGGUGAAGUUCAGGAGCAACCUGAAGCGGCUGGGGGCGCGGCUCUGGGGUCCGCGCGGCCGGAGGGCCCAACGCGGCCUCGCCUCCAGGGCCACCUCCGACUCCUGCGCCUCCUCCCGCCGCUCCGUCACCAGCACCUCCUUCGACAUCUGA
This is a messenger RNA of Gadus chalcogrammus (walleye pollock), 1244 nucleotides long. Its product is annotated as C-C chemokine receptor type 6-like. The record is from RefSeq and is a predicted model, not a curated record. Gene Ontology annotation, cellular component: membrane. Bases 66 to 1244 code for a protein of 392 amino acids. NCBI's taxonomy places the organism in Eukaryota, Metazoa, Chordata, Actinopteri, Gadiformes, Gadidae. The transcript has 2 exons. Gene Ontology annotation, biological process: G protein-coupled receptor signaling pathway; immune response. Gene Ontology annotation, molecular function: G protein-coupled receptor activity.